AUGCACGAUAACGUGGAAUCGCAAAUUCCCACGCGCACGGACAGCAUGAUUACGAACACAGUCAAAGGUCCACUGGAGGUUGACACCUCUAGACAGGAUGGUGAAGAUCUGAUGUCGACGGAUCCUGAGGGUACUUUAGACACGUUAUUCGCGAAUGCAAAAAACGGUCUCAGAGACAUGAAAUCAUCGCAGUUAGUCGACAUGUUGAAACCGCUAAAGAUAUUCGGCGACGUGGCUGCAUCAAUCGCGCAGCUCAAUCCCUAUGCAAGUAUAGCAGUUGGAGUGCUAUUUUCUGCGUCUGAAGCCAUUCUGAAACAAGAAGAGCGCGACGACGAUGUGAAGGAUCUGUUUUCGAAGAUCUUGGACGUGUAUAGCUUGGUGAUAAAAAGGAAAGAACAAGCUACGGAUCGCUCGAUGGGAAAGGUAUUAAUGGAUCUCGCGCAACAAGUACGGGUGUGUGUCGAUUUCAUUGUUUGUUACACGAAGGACAAGAAUUACUGGUUAAGAUUAUUUGAGAGCGCUAGGAAGAAUACAGGUGCAGUGAUCAAAGAGUACAAUGCAGCCCUUGACGAUCAGAUGCAAAGGUUCCGCGACCAGAAUGCUCUUCAGACGACUCUGUUUGUGUAUAGAAUUGCUGACGACGUAAACUUGAACGACAUGGAAUAUGCAAGUGGUGUCUCGCUGAACACGUCCAAGCAAUGCCUCGAAGGUACUCGGACGGACAUUCUUUUGGAGAUCAAAGACUGGAUGAGCAAUAUCGCAAAUGACGCGAAACAGAUUAUGUGGAUCUCUGGAAUGGCAGGCAAGGGAAAAUCGGCGAUUGCGCAUACGAUAGCCGGCUGGGCUCAAGCUUGUGGGAUGUUUGGAUCUUGCUUCUGUUUUGAUCGUACUCGGGAAGGAGGCCGUCUUCACGAGAAGAUAUUUACCACCAUCGCGCGUGACUUGGCUGAUCACGAUCCUCUCGUGCGUCGGGCGUUGGCGGAUGCGAUCCGUGACAAUAACGAACUGAGGCACUCCACGGACCUGCGUAGGCAAUGGGAGCAACUUAUUGUUGGGCCGAUACGUGCGGCCUCGAAGAUAGUUCGUGCGCCCAUACUUAUCGUUAUAGACGCCCUCGACGAGAGCGGUGGACGGGAGACCCGUGAAGACAUUCUACGCGUGCUCACGGGCGGACCGGACAGGUUGUCGCAAUCGACGACGAAUCUACCUCCAAAUAUACGUAUUGUGUUAACGUCUCGGCCACUGCCAGAUAUCGAAAGUGCCAUCAAGGGAGCGCCGCACAUUCGACAGAUAUCUCUGGAUGCUGUCACUCGGGAAUCUGCAGAGCCCGAUGUGAAACGUUAUAUUGCUUCAAAUUUGAAGCCUCUAGGGGUAUUUCAGGAUGCUGACUUCCAAAUACUUGCGCAGAAGUCUGACGGACUGUUCGAAUGGGCUCGUCUCGCAUGCUCGCACAUCAAUAACCAGAACUCGAUAGGUCAGACGCCUAUACGCCGCUUUCAAGCUGUCGUCGCCGGGACGUCGGCCAAAGGGGCAUCACUCCUGGAUGAAAUAUAUAAGCUUGUCUUGGGAGAGGUCAUGCCAGAGAGCGAGCGUGGGGACGUGCUGCCCUUGUUUCGCUCGAUAAUGGGCCAGGUUAUAACGUGUCUGGAGCCCCUCUCAAUUCGUGCGUUGACUGCAAUGCGAAAGGUUCUUCCACGGAAUGACAGCAUUGAUGAUGAAGACCAGGAUGAAAAUAUCGAAUGUUUUCUCGGGCCUCUGGGUUCACUUCUCGCCGGCGUCACAGACCUUCAGACGCCAGUCCGGCCUCUACACGCAUCGUUUUACGACUUUUUGACAGAAGAAAGGCGGAGCGGGGAGUUUCAUAUCGGAGAGCCGUCAACACACCACCAAAUGCUGGCGUUUGCGUGUUUGAGUAUUAUGAAGGUCGAACUAUGUUUCAACAUCUGCAGGCUGGAGAGCUCCUACAUUCCGAACUCAGGUGUAACUGACUUGCCACAGCGCAUCGAAAACUUCAUUUCCUCUCAGUUGAAUUACUCUUGUCGAUUCUGGACAUUCCACGUGUUGGCCACGCCUAUCGAGCCAGCUCUGGCGGAUGAGCUCGGGGGCUUCUUCAAAGAGAGAGUACUGUUCUGGCUCGAGGUGCUGAGUCUUACACAAAGUCUGAGUGGUCCCGCGUCAGCGUUGUAUUCAAUUUCAUCCAUGUUCACGGUACGUCCUUGUACAUCGACGUUCGGCGGUCAUACAUGA
Messenger RNA from Fibroporia radiculosa, 2247 nucleotides. RefSeq lists its product as uncharacterized. The record is from RefSeq and is a predicted model, not a curated record. Bases 1 to 2247 code for a protein of 748 amino acids. Lineage: Eukaryota; Fungi; Basidiomycota; Agaricomycetes; Polyporales; Fibroporiaceae. The transcript is spliced from 5 exons.